CCUCUUCACCUUCACGUACGAAGCAAAACCCAGCGCCGUCCUCACCUUCGAUUCGCACCCAAAACGCAUCAACCCAGCGCCGUCCUCACCUUCGCAAGAACCAGCGCCGUCCUCUCUCUCAACUCACCACCAGCGCCGUCCUCUCUCUCACGAACCCUAACUCCAAAUCGAUUCAGGUUUGUGCAGCAUUUGUCCAGCUGAUUGAAGUCCGUCCGUCUGUCUUGGAGCCACAUCUAAGGAAUGUGAUUGAAUAUAUGUUACAAGUUAACAAGGACCCAGAUGAAGAAGUGGCCCUUGAAUCCUGUGAAUUUUGGUCGGCAUAUUGUGAUGCUCAAAUGCCACCAGAAAACUUGAGAGAAUAUUUGCCUCGUCUUAUUCCAAUAUUGUUGUCAAACAUGGCUUAUGCAGAUGAUGAUGAAUCACUUAUUGAAGCUGAGGAAGAGGGUUCUCAACCUGAUCGAGAUCAGGAUCUUAAACCUCGAUUUCAUGUAUCAAGGUUUCAUGGAUCAGAUGAAGUAGAAGAUGAUGAUGAUGAUGUUGUUAAUACUUGGAAUUUACGGAAAUGUAGUGCAGCUGCUCUAGAUAUUCUCUCGAACGUGUUUGGAGAUGAGAUCCUUCCCACUCUGAUGCCUUUUUUUCUUGAUUGGCAAAUUGGAUGGAGGUGUUCGAUGAUCCCACGUCAUUAACCGAGGAGGAGAUGUAUGAAUUGCGAAACAACUGGGCUACUUGUUUUCUUGACCUGUACAAUCCCGAGGUAGAUUAUGUUGUUUCCGAUGAUGAGGUUUAUGAGCUAGCUAGUUACAAUGGAUUCACAUUAAUUAGGAUGUUUUGAAUUGUAAUGACUUGUAUUUUGCUUGAAUGUUAUAACAUUUUGGAUUGUUUUGGUAUUUUGCUUGACUUGUAAGACUUGGUAUU
This is a messenger RNA of Trifolium pratense (red clover), 915 nucleotides long. Its product is annotated as transportin-1-like. Gene Ontology annotation, cellular component: nucleus; cytoplasm. Gene Ontology annotation, molecular function: nuclear import signal receptor activity. Gene Ontology annotation, biological process: protein import into nucleus. The record is from RefSeq and is a predicted model, not a curated record. Bases 255 to 686 code for a protein of 143 amino acids. Lineage: Eukaryota; Viridiplantae; Streptophyta; Magnoliopsida; Fabales; Fabaceae. The transcript is spliced from 9 exons.